This is a messenger RNA of Gadus macrocephalus (Pacific cod), 3984 nucleotides long. RefSeq names its product UDP-GlcNAc:betaGal beta-1,3-N-acetylglucosaminyltransferase 7 (gene b3gnt7). Gene Ontology annotation, molecular function: hexosyltransferase activity. The transcript has 2 exons. Bases 904 to 2238 code for a protein of 444 amino acids. NCBI's taxonomy places the organism in Eukaryota, Metazoa, Chordata, Actinopteri, Gadiformes, Gadidae. Gene Ontology annotation, cellular component: membrane. The record is from RefSeq and is a predicted model, not a curated record.
GGGACCCAACGACAGCACCGUAUCUCCUCAAUCUCACCAGCCAAAACUCUUAGUCACAGAGCAACAGGGUGAACACACGCAGAGGAAAUACAGCCGCCGGGCAACAGGAUGCACAUGGCCGCAUGAAGGAUGGACCACAGGAUCUAGGAAACACAGAGAGAGGGAGAAUGGAGAAGGAAGAGGGGGAAUUCGGGAUCACAGCUGUUUGUGAGAAGGAGAAAAAAAAAUGGUGUUUUGAAGCAUAGAGGAACAUUUAGUUUGUUGUUUGGUUUGCCCCUGCCUUGAAGAGGCAGCGAACAGCUGUUUUUUCCCCGACCAGGGGUUAAGUGCGGUUGUUGACGGUCUGUACUGGUGGGUAGAUUAAUUAGCAUAUAAAGCUGACUUCCUUAUCAUACUUCAAACUGACAAUUGAGAAGUGGUGGCUUUUUAGUUCUGUCCUUCAGAUCUGACUUACAAGUAAUUUAUUAUCAUCAUUUGCCUCUUUUUAUGCCUCUUUUUUUUUUUUACAACAAAUUGGCAAAUGAAAUUAAUCAAUAUUAAAUAACUGUAAAUAAACCUAUGACUGAGUGCGCAAUUUGAGACCGUCAACCUAAAAAAAGGAGUUAAACUCAAUUUAGACAACGUAAAUUGCCCUUAGGAUAGAGCGCCGCCGCCAGCUAACGAUCUCCGUGCAGAUAACGGACUGCUCAUUUGCAUACGACGCAAGGGGAACGUAAAGGGAGGCAGGCUAGCUGCCACCUCAAAAGAGCCUGCGCUCCCCGGCCGUCCCAAGGAGGGACGGAGGUCUACAGAGCAAAGGGGUCGCUCCUCCUCGGAUCUUCCAAGCUUCAGAGUCACAGCCACUGUUAUCUUCACCGUUUUUAUGUUUAUUUCCAAGGGAGUGAACCUAAGCAUCCUUCAUUUAUGUGCUUAGCAACGGGAUCAUUCGUUUUUAUCCAACGGCUUGCAGACACUGUGGUUAUUAAGUGGUUCAGAAAACGACAGAAGAUGAGGAUCAAGCGCGACCGCUGGAGGAUGUACAAGGGUGUGAGCGUCAUGUUCUUCCUGGCCGUGGUGGCGCUGACCGUGGUCCAGAGGGGCACCAUCAGCGGCGGGGAGCCCUUCCAGCUGGAGAGGAGGCAGGCCCGGCCGGACGUCGGCGCCGCCGCCGGCCCACCGCGGGGCUCCUCCCAGGGCAUGAACAGCUUCUGGAAGGCCCACCGGCAAGAGCCGUCGCCCGAGGCCCCGUCCACCCCCGCCGCCCCCGAGGAGCCUCUCCUCCCCCAGGGUCAGAGCCCCGCCACCUGGGACGUCACCGCCUCCAACUGCACCCCCAACCACAACAUCUCCGGCCGGGACUGGUUCAAGGGCCUGCAGGGGAACUUCCAGGAGUUCCUCACGUACCGCCACUGCCGCUACUUCCCGAUGCUCAUCAACCACCCGGAGAAGUGCAGCGGGCGCACCCACCUGCUGAUGGUGGUGAAGUCGGUGGUCACGCAGCACGACCGCCGCGAGGUGAUCCGCCGGACGUGGGGCAAGGAGCGGGCGGUGCGGGGCAAGCGGGUGAAGACCCUGUUCCUCCUGGGGAAGCCCUCCAACGAGGAGGAGCGGGCCAACCACCAGAAGCUGCUGGAGUUCGAGGACUACAUCUACGGGGACAUCCUCCAGUGGGACUUCCUGGACAGCUUCUUCAACCUGACGCUGAAGGAGACCCACUUCCUCAAGUGGUUCGACACGUACUGCGGCCAGGUGCGCUACAUCUUCAAGGGGGACGACGACGUGUUUGUGAGCGUGGACAACAUCCUGGAGUACCUGGAGGGCAGCGGGCACGCCAAGGGGCUGCUGGUGGGCGACGUGUUGUUCAAGGCCAAGCCCAUCCGGAGGAAGAGCAACAAGUACUACAUCCCCGAGGCGCUGUACAACAAGACCUUCUACCCGCCGUACGCCGGCGGCGGGGGCUUCGUGAUGGACGGCCCCCUGGUGAGGAGGCUCCACUGGGCCUCGGAGACCCUGGAACUGUUCCCCAUCGACGACGUCUUCCUGGGCAUGUGCCUGGAGGUGCUGCAGGUGACGCCCGUCAAGCACGACGCCUUCAAGACGUUCGGCCUGGUGAAAAACAAGACCAGCAAGCUGAACAAAGAGCCCUGUUUCUUUAAGGGCAUGAUCGUGGUGCACAAGCUGCUGCCAGCAGAGCUGCUGCGCAUGUGGAAUUUGGUCAACAGUGACCUGGUCUGCUCGCGGAAAGUGGGGAUCUUAUAGCCGGCGGGAAGGGCUCCGAGAGACGGAGCGAGACGAGACUCGAACCGGGACCCGGGAGGAGGAGGUGAUGAGGGAUGGAGAGGGGAUGCAAAUGUCACUCUUCAGUUUCCUGGAAAGAAAUGCUCCAAUUUUUGAGAACAUGAAAGUGCAUCUUAGUUGUUGUGAUCUGGUGGCAUCCACUGCAUUCAGAGUAAAUAAUAAUAAUGUUGAUAAUAACAAUAUUGAGUUUUGUAAAUAUAUAUAUAUUUUUUUUUUUUGCAUUUCUUUUUGCAUUUUAUUGAAGGACUCUGAAAACGUUUUCCUGAGGCAAAACGUUGUACCAGGACCACUCUCUGUGGAUUAUUGACACAAAACCCUCCUUCUAAGCUGCUCCACAAGAUGUUGGGACUUUUGCAGCGCCUUGCACAUAGCCUUGAAUUCAGACUCGACUCUCACCGGUGAAGGGAAAUGGCCUCGGUUGAAAAGGAAGAAAAUCACUACCGUCUCUCUACCUACCUCGUGUUUCUACCAGUCUUGGGUUUUGGAAGUGGAGACCUGGUAAACAUUAACACACUAUACAAUUCGGUCAGAUACACACUCUUCACAUUCACACUAUGUAAUCAAGGUUAUAGUGAUUUUAUUUCUGUUGGUCAUCAUUGCACUUCUUUUAACCUUAAGAAAUACGACUUGAUAUUGACAUUGAGUGACAGACGUUGGAUUUAUGUUCAAAUGUGUUUGCUGUCCACAGAUUUGUAUUUUUUUGCUGAUAUACUUGACAUGAAACUAGGAAGAGGGUUGACAGUGAAACUGUGAAUUAAAAACUACUGCUGGUACUUUUUGGAUGACUUGCUAAUUUAAACAACCCCUAGUAAUGGAACAGGGUGGUUGCGGGGGGGGGGUUAAUAUUUAAUUUAAUGUGGGCAACGGAACUGAUGCAGUCUUCAGUGAUUAGAGUCAAGCGUUUAGGGGGGGGAUGAGUAGACUGAACAAUGUAAAUACGGUAAAAGGAGAAUCAAACUGUACAAAGAAUCUUUUUUGUAAAUAAACCUUCAAAAAUCACACAGCCAUUGUUAUUUCCUUCCCAACAGUCACCACCUAGUUUGGUUUUGCUUUAUGCUCCAGUCUCCUGAUUAGCUGCAGGUAUCGAUGUACCACCAACACGAGGUCACCAAACAAAGGCGGCCAUGACACUGGAUCCAAAUGUCGAUACUAAUGUUGAGCAUAUCGGUUACCCAGUACUGUAUAGAUAGUGAAGUUGUUGGAAGAUAUUAAUUGUUGCGCACAAUAUAUGAUGUAACAACGGUACAUCCCUGAGCGACAGAGUAUGAGUUCCCAUUGUAAUGCCUAUUCCGGCUGUGAACAAUAUAUUGCCAGCUGUCUAGUCUAUACAAUUAUUUUAGAUAUGAAAUAAUAUGAUAUAAUAAUUAUAAUAAUAAUUUGAUCAAAAAGAUGUAACUUAACUACAUCAAACAUUCCACUACUUUCUCUGACAAAUCGCAAUCAUUUCAAAAAAUUGUUGCCCUUCAAAGUUGUGGAAGUUUUAUGAACAGCCAUUUGCAAAGCAGUAUUGUUUAUCUAUAGACUCAGUGUAAGUGAACAGACACACUCACACAGACACAGACACACACACACACACACACACACACACACACACACACACACACACACACACACACACACACACACACACACACACACACACACACACACACACACACACACACACACACACAAAACACAAGGUUAUUCAACACAAAAAUAAAUACA